GACCCUUCUGUGCAGCACUGGAGAAAGAGGUGAUUCUCAGCCGGUCUGGUUACUGCAAUGAAUGGUGACACUAUCCAUCCAGCCAACACCAGCACAACAGCAGGAGGAGGCCCAGGCGUGGCAGCGCCUCCGAGAGGCUGGAGGGAAUUCUGCGAGCUGCAUGCCAUCGCCACAGCCAGGCAGCUGGCCGGACACUACCGGAGCUUCGCCAGAGAGCGACCACAACAUGACGUUCUCCCACCGGAAACCUUCUCCAAGCAGUUCACCGACAUCUUCCAGCAACACUUCUGCUGCGAGGUCGACAAAGAUGGCACUCCGCUCAGCCAGAACACAUGCUCCAGUGCUACCGGUAGUGCCCCUUCCACCAAUCCAGUGGCCGCUCCCCUUCCAUCACAGGCUGUGAUUGGUCGAUCGCGGCUCACACCUUUGUCUGGGGUGCAGGACUAUCGAGAGGCGGGCCGGCACAGUGGAGGAGCUGCUCUGUUCACUGUGGUGUCACCGAAAGUUGAGCCGGUGGUGGUGAGUCGGGAACAGGAGCAGCCGCUGCGAUGUGCAUCGGGAAACUCCUUAUCAGGAAACCCGGUGGUGCUCACAACGUCGCUGCUGAUUCGUAGCCGUAGCAACGAGGAGAUCUCUGGCACUGAUCGUCGUCAGGUAUCUGAGCGGUACUCCUCUGACUCCUCAACCUCCAACGCUGACGUCACGCAUUUUUCUGUCAGCCAAAUCCGGCACACCGUAAGAUGGCUUCUCAAGAAACGGCCCAGCCCCCCCUCCUCCCUGGACCUGUCUCCUAGCAACCACAACCCCACCACCAACCUCAACAAUCUCCCAAAUAAUGGUGACAGAGUCGGCGGGAUUUCCUCCACAAAUGAGGGAUUGUCAUCCUCCUCAUCCUCCCGCUCUUCUUCUUGUCUGAACUCUGAAGCCACGCCCCCGGCCUCUUCACACAUGUCUAUGGCCAGAGUAGCCUCUCAUUUCCUGAAUCGCUUCCGUUCACACAUUGGAAGCAUGAGACAGAGGUCAGAGGUGAGCGGCUGCUGUAAAGAGGGCCAACUGAGGUACUUGCUGGUGGAUGACACUAUCUCAGACACUCAGCCCCGCUGGCAACGCUGCCGCCUGCUGGUCAGGAGGAUCAGGGUCGCUCAAGUUGAAGGAAGAGGAAGAGGAGGAGGGGAGAGGUACCAGUUGGAGCUCUAUGAUCCUCCAAAGGCCUCCAGUCCAAAGCUGACGACUCACUGCUCAGAUAUCCAAGAAGUCCGUCGUUGCAACCGGCUGGAGAUGCCUGACAACUUAAACACAUUUGUUUUAAAGGUUAAUCAAGGUAGUCUGAUAUUUGAGACGGACAACGACCAGCAGGUCAGCUCCUGGACCACAGAGCUAAAAGAAUGUAUCAACAACAGGUCAGGCAGUGUGGAUCUGGAGCCUCUCCCCAGCCCAGCUGACAGCUCUGCUCCAGCCAGUCACAGAGGGAGCUCAGAGUUAGGAAGUCAAAGCCCCGUCACAGUCGCCCUGCCCGAGCAGGUUGGCCAGAAGGCUGAUCACUUCCUGUUCUCCUACCCCUGGUUCCACGGGCCCAUCUCCCGCGUCAAGGCUGCCCACCUGGUUCAGAGCUCUGGCCCAGAGGGACACGGAGUGUUUCUGGUCCGACAGAGUGAGACACGAAGAGGAGACUACGUCCUCACGUUCAACUACCAGGGAAAAGCAAAGCACCUGCGCCUCUCGCUAACAGAAUGGGGUCAGUGCAGGGUACAGCACCUACGCUUCCCCUCCGUUAUGGACAUGCUCAGUCACUUCCGCCUCUUCCCCAUCCCGCUAGAGUGCGGAGCCGCCGGGGCCGUCACUCUGUCCAGCUUCGUAGUGGCGGGCUCCACCCCUCCGUCACAGGGUCAGCUCUCGGGCGCUCUUCUCGUCCCUUUCUCCCUCCAUCGGUGGAGCUCUGAGCCCAGCUUGGCUCACUGCAACCUGGCCCGUAGCUCCAGUCAGCCCCGUUCCUCCUGCUCCACCAGCACCAGCAACACUUCCAGCCCCAGAUCUGUUUCCCAGCCGGGACACCGCCCCUUCACUCGCACCAACCCCGUCCCUGACCCUCCUCCGUCAGCCCCUGCUCCUCUUCGUCGGAGUGAAUCGGUGGGGAGGAGAGCCCUGCUCCGACACCCCAACCCUCACAUCCCUCAGCGGGACUCAGACUAUGAGCUGGAGCCUGAACGAGGUCGCAAGCGGGCGAUAGACAACCAGUACAUGUUGCUCUGACCCGUCGAGUCAAACAGCUCCACCACCUCUGACAGACGUCGUCAUCUGUGAAGCUGACGUGUGCAUACAGGACACAUUUUUUUUACCCCCACCCAGCUUCACGUGGAUGUGUGAGAGCGCAUGAUGCUUACGUGAUUAUAGCAGACUCGUGAACUUUAGCGUUAAGUCUUUGUCUGAUGUCAAAACACACACACACACACACACACACACACACACACCCACACACACUCACUAUGUCUGUGCUGGGAGUGUGUUUACCAGUGUCAGACCCUCACAACCUCCACACCGAGUGUCCACAGUGAUUGUAUUUUUGGGAGUUUUAUAACAGUGUUGAGUAUGAUGAUGAUCAUGCUCGUUGUAUUGAUGUUGAGGUUCUGUGUGAGAGAGGGAGAGCCACAUGUGUAGCUGUCCUCGAGCCUGGGAAAAACCUAUUUUAAAAAUGUUUCUAUUCUUGUGAAUUAAAUGGAGUUGCUCACUUGAUUUAACUUCUUUGGCACCUAACCUGAACUGAUGGGAGGGCACUGCCUGCAAAAUUGGUUAAAUCAAGUGCUCCUUUAACAAUAUUUAAAAGACAUUUACUCUUCACACACAGAACUUUGUGUGAAGUGAAGUGAACCUUUUUAUACACACAAAUGAGAAAGCAGUGUCUACGCACUCUAUCAGAUAUUCCUCCUCUUGCGCAUUAUUAUAUAUUUAAGUGCACAAUGCUUUCAGUGCACUUUGGAAACAAUGUGUGUUUUUUCUAUACACAGAUUCUUUUGUAGAAAAAUUAAAAAAAAUUAAGUAAAAGGGAAAACGAUCUGCUCCCACCACUUCAAUUAUUGUAGAUCAGCCUUCAUCUGCGCUGUUUUUACCAAAAGCUGUGUGUGUGUGUGUGUGUGUGUGUGUGUGUGUGUGUGUGUGUGUGUGUGUGUGUGUGUGUGUGUGUGUGUGUGUGUGUGUGUGUGUGUGUGUGUGUGUGUGUGUGCACUGCUAGGUUUUCCAAAAUAGCAUUUGUAGUGUCACAUGUUACUUUUCAAGCACCAAAGGCAUUUGUACACAAAUAACUUUUGGAGUGAGCACAAAGUGUCACAUGGUCUCACAGAAAUAAGUGCUGCCACAAAGUCAAAGAAAAUGUAAAGAUAUAAUUUAUAUAUUUUUGCUAUUCUGUAACCCUGUAUUAAUUUGUAACACUUGAUACAAAGUCACCUUUCCUACAAAAAAAACCCCUAAAUAUAUUGUAUUUACAGGUGUGACAGAAGAGUAUUCUUUUCUCCUGAUAGGCAACACCAUGUAGGCAAAAUGUAUUUUGUAGCACAAUACACUUUCCACGAGUACUAAAAAUGUCAAAGUGCUACAAAUUAGAGAUGAGACAAUAAUUGUACUAUAAUAAUUUCAAUUGAUUUUGUGGCAUAAAAGGUUUUCUGUGUCACCAAAAUGGGCCUUGGCACCCUCAAGGUAAAUUUGCUACACAUAAGGCGCCCAAUAAAAAAAAAAACAUCAAUUUGAAAGGCUUCACUCCAAAGAGCGUGAGAGGGGGAAACACUCCUUUUAGAUCAAAAACUAAGAAGGAAUACAAACGUAACUUGUUUUGAAGAACAAUUGUCGUGUUAGUGUGUGGCGGUGUCCGCGCAAAAUGUAUCAAAUUAGUCCCCGAUUCAGAACAAAGAAAACAAACUGCAGGUCUGAAAGAGAUAUUUGACGCAGCUGAACUGUUUGAUAAUCUUAAUGUUUGCCCUUAAAGGGAUCCUAAAAAUAGACGGUCAUAUGAUGCAACUUCUGCAAGACGGAGCCUCUGUAGAUAUUAACAUUUAUCUUCUUGCAACUUCUUCAGGCCAACCUUGAUUCUUGAGGUAGCAUCAUGUUUCCAAAUCAACUUUUUUUACACUUAUAGCAUUAAAUAUUUUUCUUAGUCUGUUAUGUACAAGUUCAAAACAGCAGCCGAUAGGAAAACCAAGGCGGAUGGAAAUAAUAUAUUUAUACAUGUGUUUUUAAUAGAACUUCCAUGUUUGUAAUGAGGCUUGUUUUCAUCUCAGGUGUAGAUUUUGUUGUCAAGAGCUGACAUGCUACAUUUUUGUUGGAGGUUUCAUAAAGGAAUACAUCCAAAAGAUUACCUUUGCCAAAGCAAGCUAUUUUUUUAAUCUAUUGACCAGUUUGUUCGGGGUGUUUCAUCUCACCAAAGGGUUUCCGUCUUGAGAUCAGCCUGUGGCCACACUAGAUUUGUUUCUGUUACUUGUGAACUUCGUCCCUCCUCACAGAAAAUCCCAUUAAAGCCGUAGUUUUGCCGUAACCAAAAAAUGUUCUGUAAUUUUUUUUUUUUCGAUAACUGAAGCUUCACUUCAAUUUGCUAGGACUUGUCUGUCUUCUAACUUUGCUUUAACACUAACUUUAGCAGUUGUUUAAGAUUUACCUUCAAUAAACCUAUGCUUAACAUAUGGUUUAGACCUCAUUCGGUCUGGCUCCUCCCUCCUUUUUUUUAUUGUAUUUUUUUUAAAGAAGAGAAAUACAUACAUGCAUAUUUCCUCAUGAAAAUGACCAGAGUAAGUCCGCUGGGAUUUCUCCUCGUUACGCAUUAAGUCAGCGUUGUCUACCAAGGGAACAUUUUAGCAAUGGUUGUGUAGUUCUCUUUAUUGUAUCAUCAUGAUCAAGACUGACAUCUUUAAAGUGUUUAUAAGGGGAACAAAAACAAGGAUGUUUUUGGCAAAAGUACGGUUGGUCUUCCUGCCUUCAUGGGGCCCGAGUCUAAACAAAUCCCUCAUCACUUCAGUUUUAUUUCUGCUAAAGGAAAGCAACGGUAACAAUAACUAUUUUGACUAUCAGUCCCCUCUCUUUGCUGAUAUUUGUUUUAUUUUUAGGGAGGAUGACUGUGCCUUUGCCAGAAAGCUGCUGUUGCUUUUCCCCUUUUCUUUUUUUUUUUAAAGCUCCGGGUGUGAUAUGGUGCAGAACUUGUGUAGUGCAAUAUCAGAGACGCCCAGUGUUUCACACCUUUUCAUGUACGAAAGACGCGAUCAGAGGUUUCUAGAUGGAUGAAUUAAGAAUUCAAUGUUUGCACCUGCUUAUAGACUGAAAAAAACCAUGUUUUGAUAAAUGCCAAAGUUCCCAGAAAACAAUGCUAUAUUUAAAACCAGGGCUACCGCAUGUUCCUACUGUUUUGUGGCGUUUCAUUUUGUGUCAUGGUUCAGUCCAAUUUGUCUUCAACAAUCGAGUUAACACUUCAAAUAAUCCCUGUGUACCUCAAGUGUCUUUAAUCCUCAACAUCCGCUCCAGCAACACCUUUCAGCUCCCCCGUAUGUUUAUUUUUAAAUGUCCAGUUGAUGAAUGUAAUGUGUUCUCAAUACUGUUCAUCCUGUUUGUUAACUCAGCACUGUAAACAUUCCAGUUCAACCCGACAUCCUCUCAACGGCCACAACAGCUUUUUAAAAUCUGUCAGUGUUUGCAUCCCUUUCAGUUAUAAGCAUCUAAAUUAUAUUAAAUAUAUAUAUAUAUAUAUCAACUGUAUAUUUGACUUUUUGUAAAAUAAACCUAACCAAAAAAAAACAAAGACA
Molecule: messenger RNA, 5774 nt
Organism: Cottoperca gobio
Lineage: Eukaryota; Metazoa; Chordata; Actinopteri; Perciformes; Bovichtidae
Product: SH2B adapter protein 3
Biological process (GO): intracellular signal transduction
Cellular component (GO): plasma membrane
Molecular function (GO): transmembrane receptor protein tyrosine kinase adaptor activity
Source: RefSeq, a predicted model, not a curated record